Messenger RNA from Oikopleura dioica, 687 nucleotides. The record is from the annotation of a GenBank genome assembly. Lineage: Eukaryota; Metazoa; Chordata; Appendicularia; Copelata; Oikopleuridae.
AUGAACUGGCUCUCAUUCGGCAACAAGAACAGCAAAGGAAGAAGCUCUCCGGAGCCGCCAGUACAGCCAAACAUUUACUCGCACCCGGAAGUACGGAGACCCGAGCUGAACACGAAUUACGAUAAAAUGGUCACUCUGCCGCCGGGAGUAGACGAGCAAGAGUGGCUCGCCACGCACACCUUAGCUAUUUUUCACAACGUUGAUCGCCACUUCUCGGUGAUCAGCGAGUUAUGCACCGCAGAAUCGUGUCCAACGAUGAAAGGGCCUCAGAACACGACGUUUCUUUGGGUGGACGAGAAGAAUAAGAAGAUCAAAUGCACUGCGCCACAGUACAUAGAUUAUGCGAUGGCCCACUGUCAACAAAUGGUGACCGACCAAAGCGUCUUUCCGACAAAAUACGAACAAAAGUUUUCUGACGAGUUUAGCCGCACGAUUUCGAAAAUGCUACGAUUGAUUUGGCACGUAAUCUCUCAUAUCUAUCACAGCCACUACCAGGCUUUCUGCGACUUGGGACUCGUUGGCCACUUGAGCAUGACAACGCUGCACUUCGUCCUUUUUGCUGAGAAAUUUCAUCUGCUGGACGAAAAAGAGUUUUUGCCUCUUGAAGAUCUGAUAGGCCCUUUGAAAAAGUACGCCAUUCCGUCUCCGAACAACGAGGAAAGUGACGAAGCCGUCUCCGACCAGUGA